UGAUAACCGACACAGUAUACCUGUUCGUUUUACCUUUCAAGGUAAAAAUACUUUAAUUUAAAAUGGUGUUUUUCGAUUUUUUAGGCCGGCUAGUGCUAGUGAAACUUGUUUGUGUGUGUUAGUGCUGUGCUUAAAGAGUUUGGGAUAGGUACAAAUACGAUACAAAUAUAUUAAUACAUAGUAGUGUAACAAUUCUGAACGUUAGCCUUGUGUUGAUUUCCUGAUUUAUACUAAAGUAAUAAUGUGGACUUUAACGAUUGUUCAUUAUUAAGUACACAUAAAAACAUCAUUCGAAUUAAACAAGUAACUUUAAUAUUUAAAGAAUGGUGCGAUACAUGUUUAAUUUGUCAUAGAUAUACGUAAUUAAAGUUCGCUCCGGCGUUUCAAAACUAAUAACGUAAUUCUUAUCUUAUUAAUUGGCAAUUUAAUGGCUUAGGUAUUUUUUUAUAGGUUGCAUAUGUAUCUGGACAAGUUCACGGUACAUCUUGUGUUUAGUUAUUAUUGGAGCUCAAAAUACUAUGGGUCUGCCGUAGCCUAUCUACAGGUCGAUGCCUCAAUGUAUUUACGUAAAUUCUAAUUUUUGCGGGUUAGGUUUUUUUUAUUUAUUGCUUAGAUGGGUGGACGGACUCGUAGCCCACCUGGUGUUGUGGUUACAGGAGCCCAUCUACAACGUAAAUGCGCCACCCACCUUGAGAUAUAAGUUCUAAGGUCUCAAGUAUAGUUACAACGGCUGCCCCACCCUUCAAACCGAAACGCAUUACUGCUUCACGGCAGAAAUAGGCAGUGGUGAUACCUACCCGCGCGGACUCACAAGAGGUGGUAGGCACCAGUAAUUACGCAAAUUAUAAUUUUGCGGGUUGAUUUUUAUUACACGAUGUUAUUUAUUCCUUCACCGUGGAAGUCAAUCGUGAACAUUUGUAGAGUACGUAUUUCAUUAGAAAAAUUGGUACCCGCCUGAGAUUCGAACACCGGUGCAUCGCUCAACACGAAUGCACCGGACGUCUUAUCCUUUAGGCCACGACGACUUAGAGUUAGAUAUUUAUUGAUGUUAUUCCUACAUACAUUAGUGAACAUUAAUCAAGUACGUGCUACGUUAGAAAUAUUUGGUACCGGCCUGCGGGAUUAGAACAUCGGCCCAGUCGCAUCGCUCGAUAGGAGGAGUACCAGGCGUCUUAUCUAUUAGGCCACGACGAUUUCUAUUGAUACAUCUCUCUGUGAAGGGCUCGUGGCACAACCUUACAUUUUUUAUUCAAUGUUCAUUUAAUUCCAUAAAAAAUACGUCUAUCUGAGUGUAGUUAAUAUAAAUAAGACUUUGACAUUCAUAUUUUCAAAGUGGGAUCGGCGUUCAACUUAUAGUUUCCAUGGGCUCCAGUAGCUUAAUAUCAGGAAGGCAGUUGGUUCCUUCACCAAACUAAGCAACAAAAAUAUGAAUAGUUUGAGCAAAAAUACUCUCUAAGGCUUUCGAAACAUUUAGAAGCGAUUAGCGUUGGUAUUGCGCAUCCUAUCAUCGCAUUGCGACUCGCACAGAACUCAUCCAUAAUACACACAAUAUAUAUGUCAUUCAACUCUCUUUAAGAAGUCAUUUUUACGACACCCGCUCUCCAGUUGUUAUGACGUGUCUCCUAAAAAUAUUUACAAAGAGGCCCUAAUGGCACCCAUUGGCUUCGCUGUGUCUAGGUUGGUCUAACUUUGAUACCAAAAGUACUAAAAUGUACUCAUAGCUAUAAUUCUGUCAUAUUAUUUUCGGGGAGAUUGCUGGUUAUACUUAGCCAUGUUUAAGACAUACGAUCGACUUCUCUGUUGUUCGUGAACGUAGAUAUAAUAAGUAUUGUUGUAAUAAUAUUAGAGUAGGUACGAAAAUGGUGCCUGAUUCUGUCAUAAAGCAAUCGUUCUUCGCUUUUAGCAAUGUUGAUGCGGUCAAUCGAUUGUGUAUAUUAUACAAUAGUUGACUCAUACAUGAAUGGGGAAAUGGGAAUGUGAAUUAGUAGGUAACAUCUAUAUCUUGGUAUACCACCUUCAAAAAACGACUUUUGUGGUACCAGGAGUAGACGUAGCAGUGUUAGAGGGCGCCGGCUUGGGAACUUUCAAUGAAUCUGUUACAUUUGUAACUAUUUCAUUUUGACCGUGCGUUUACUAGAGAACGCUAGGGUAAUGAUUGCACACGGGUGCUACAUGGGCUAGAAACGCCUUAGCGUUCAAAGUUCCAUUCUUCCACGCACCAUUAAUAAGUUGAGAUCUUCUGCUGCUUUUAAAAUACCGGGAACACAGAUAUAAGCAAUGAACAAGUGGACAUUUUAUUGGUGAUAGAACGUCUUGUGAGUACGGGUAGGUACUUGAUCCAUUAACGGUGCUUUUAGUCAUCACAAUCAUCGGUCACCGUCCUCGUCGAACCCUUCGCUUGCGACGAAGGGCUCAACGAGCGAAUUAGCCCAUAAACACAGUCCAGUUUCUGGCCGGAUCUUCUCAGUGGGUCGCGUUUCCGAUCCGGUGGUAGAUUCUGCGAAGCACUGCUCUUGCUAGGGUCAGUGUUAGUAACUCCGAUUUGAGUCCCGUGAGCUCACCUACACACGUUAGAGCGAAGCUGAAAUAGCCUCUCAAGGCUAUCAGCAUAGGCAGGAAAAAAAAAACGGUUAGGUACCACCACCUGCCUAUUUUUGUUGCAAAGCAGUAAUGCGUUCCGGUUUGGAGGGUGGAGCAGCAGUUGUACUAUAGAACUAAGUCCCUGGGCCGUUGUUUCAAGGAGCGGUGUAUUUAAGUUGUUGAUGUCUAUGGGCUCCGACAAAACACUUUACGUCUUGUUCAUCCGAAUACCAAAUAUUUUUCAUAAAGAUUCCGGCUCACUCACCAAUGAAGCAUCCAAAGUUUUCCUUAUAUCGAAAGUUACUGAAUCAUGAGUGGAAUUGACAGAUAUCUCAUUCAUUGUAUACUAAGUUGCCCACAUAAAAAUGAAAUGAAUUAUGUGACUUUAUUAUAGCUGUCAAGUGACAUUUAAAUUACGCGUCAAUGACGAUAGCUGUCAGAACGUUGAAAAGAUUAAUUGAUUUUAGUGUCAUGAGAGUUAAGACAUUUUAAUUUUAGUUUAUUAUUUAUAAUAAAAACGAAAGCCACUGUGACUAUUGGAAAAAUACGUUUUAGGAAAGAAAAACAAAAAAAUGAAGGCAUUAGUUAUUAUAACUAUAAUUAAUAUAUAUUUACGGUUAAAUCUCGAAUUUUUAUUGUCAUUAUACAUAUUAUUUCUGAGGUUUCGAAUAGCUUACAGUUUUCGUUGGCAUAUACAACUGAUUAGAUCAAACCAAUGGUAGGCAGCGGCUUAGCUCUGUCCCUGGCAUUGCUCACGUCCAUGAGCGAUAACCGCUUACCAUCAGGCGGGCCGUAUGCUCGUCUGCCUUCCACGCGCUCGGUGGAAGAUCUUCCCUUUGUCAUUCAGCCUCCCAAAAAGGCAAUAAAAAAACGGUUAAAGUAGUUGUAAUAAUGUCUAUGAUACGCCAAAAGCGAAGAGAAAUUAUUUUUCCAGGAAAAAUAAGUCUCCAACAGAGAUUGGAUUUUUGUUUGUAUCUUUUUCAGAAAGAGAUAUACCUUACCUUCUAGUUACCUUCUAGUUCUACUUCUAGUCAACCUUCACUUCAGAGGUAUAUUUCUCAGCUCAGUUAGAAAAGUUAUUAAAAUUGAACUUUAAAAUGGACGCAUUAGAAGCGAAUUUGCCAAAAGUUGAGUGCAGUGAACAAAUGCCAGUAGAUGUGAAAUGUGAAGUGUUGGAAAAAGUUGAUGAUGACGCUGAGGUGUCCAGUCGUGGGGGGCAGAGGGAGAACCGGUUGACCAGCAUCAUUGAUCAUCUUCGGUGCCAGAGUAAGAUUAAAGGGAGCUCCCAGAGAGACAAUAUGAUCUUCACGUCAAAUAAUGGUGAAGGGGGCGGGGGCGGGGGCGGAGGCGCGGCGCAACGGUGCGCGCGCGAUGCUGCGGCGUCGCCUGCGCAUGCGCCGACGCCGACGCCAGCGCCUCCCGCACACGCUCCUCACGUCAAGAGCGAGAGACUCAGCCCUCACGACUCCAACGCAUCACGGUCCCGGAGCGUGACGCCGUCGACAUCCUCGUAUCCGGGCACACCACCCGAGCGGGGCAGCCCUCACGCCGCGCCGCAACCCUCGCCGGCGCACCCGCCCCGCAACUAUUCGGACAUCAUGCGCUCACUUGCCGCUAGGUACAACGCGCAACCGAAUAACGAUUAUUUUCAUCGCAUGAAUGGCUACGGAGCGGAGGCCCGGGCUGCGACGCCGGCGCAAGCGGACACAAUCGACGCGCCCCUCGGAGGCCUGUUCGCAAAAUUGGCCAAACAACAGGGAGGUCCUCCAAGACUACCAGCAUUUCCAGUCAUGUUCGACAUGAGCUCCACAAAGACUUUAUUAGCGAUCUCGCGGAUCAGUCGAAGCGGGAGGUCGCGUCGCAAACGCACAGGAGCGACCGGAUCGACCGCGGAGCACAGUCCUCUGGACCUCUCCGCAGCUGGUGAGAGUGCCGCGAAAAGGGCUCGACUCUCGGCCAGCCCCAGCGCCAGGAGUGACAGCGACGACCGGGAUAGAGUCUCCACUGAUGGUCGUAGCGAGCCCCGGGGGGAGUGUCUGUGCGCGGAAGCUAGAGCGCGUCUUUCGGCUUGGUCCGUCGAUGACGUCUGCGAUUUCGUCAAUUCUAUCGAUAUCUGCGCCGAAUACGCAUCGAACUUCCGGGAACAGAGGAUCGACGGCGCUGGCCUCCCGCUGCUGACCGAGGACCACUUGACGGGAAUGCUGCAGAUGAAGCUGGGGCCGGCGUUGAAAAUGAAAGCGGUGUUGGCGAGACGAUUGGAGCCGUGCGCCCAAUGCCAGGCCAAUGCUCCAAUAGCCAGCGCCCAAACGUCACCCACCAGUAUUGCAUCGAAAGUCAAUGGAACUUCAGUGAAAUCCGAACCAAGGAGCAACACGACCAGUCCCAGUUAGAAAAAAAAAACAUUGUAUAAUAAUUUAACUGUACUUAGUCUUAGAAAUAAUUUUGUUCCUCUUGCGAUUUGUUUGUUGAUUAAUUAAUGUGUUUAUUUCUUCGGGAAGUUACGUAUAGAACCAAUAGAUGUGGGUAGGUUCGUCUUAAAAUUCGUACUGUGUACUUACUACUUAUGUUUCAUACUAAUGAAAUGCAUAAUGACGUAAUAUAGCCAAUCAGUAAUAAUUUAAAUGUAUCUUCUUAGUUACAAUAAGAUCUCAAUAAAAGCGAUUAUUGAUUUUUUUUUAAUUGAGACGAAAUAUGAAAAUACUUAAGUUACUUGUGGCCAGUGAAACAAUUUUGUUUGAUAAAAGAAUCGUUUUGAAAUUUAAUUCAUAUGUAAUUUUAUGAACAUUUUAGACUUCCAUAUAACAAUUGUAGCGUUUCAAAGGUCCCUUCAAAAAGGUCAAACUCCCUUUUUAAAAUAAAAAUGAUAAAACUACUCGCGCAUCGCUUAUACAUUGAAGCUUUAAUGACAAAAGCUUGUUAUGAAAAGCCACCAAAAACUUUAUAAAGUUUAAAUUCAAACGGACAAAGGAUACGCGAGCAACAUCCUGUGUACAAUCACCGUAUCACCAACAAACAUACAAACACUAAUUUUAAAAUAAACACAUCAUCGGCAUUCGCUUGAUUAAAAUUUGAAGGUGUAAACAAAAAUUGAUCUACUUAAAAACUUUUUACAAUAUUAUAUUGGCAACUCAGAUCUAAAUAGUAUAUAAUAAUAUACUUGACUUAAACACAACGUAUUUUCCAUUGGUCAGGUCAAGCAUGGCCAUAAUGUCGGAAGUGCCAAUUUCAUGAACACAAAAAGAAGACUAUGUAGUCUGGGCCAUAAAGAUCAGGAUCUAAUGGAACUGAAAACACGAACGACAUUGAGGCGACUGGGUUGAUGCGAUUGCUACCUUAUUUACCACUGGCCAAUAAUCUAUAUAUUAAUACGUGACGCAAAAACUUUGUAUCCCGUUUUACGAAAAUUGCGCAGACGGAGGAGUAUGAAAUUUUCUACACUUAUAGAGAAUAUAGAGAAGAAGUGCACAAUACUAAUAUUUUUUUUAAAUAAUACUUAUAAGAUACAUUAAAUCAAUAAAGAAAACAUUACACACACUACAUACCACGUAUUUGACGCACACACGCAUGCAUACUAUUUAUUGUCAAACUUUUGUUCUUGACGUCUCUGGUCAAAUAGAGAAUAGAUUAAAUACUGUUUGUCUUUAUUAAUAUUUUUUUAUAGUGUAGCCUUGGCGAAAUUUGUGAUUAUAGAAGUAUAAAAUACAAUCAUAAUAGUGUACAAACUUACAAUUUCAAUUAAUUAUAGUCGAAUUUCGACUACUGCGGGACCUCUAGUAAUUUUUAGAUAGUUCAUUAAAAUUACAUAUGACAUUAAAUCGUUUCAUAAUCAAAAUCACGGUCUUCCUAUUUCAUAGUUUUCUUUGUGCAUUUAGUUAAAUUGUAGAUUAUUUUGUUCUUGUUUUUUUUUUAAUAAAUCCAUUAGUUAAGUCGAACGUGUAUACAUAUUGUGUUUGUAUGAUAGAUUAAUGCCGUCCAAAACGUAGGCGAUGUAUUAGUAGUUAAGUUUGCAAUUUUUGUAUGUCUGCUUUGUUCUAGAACUUAGAAGGAACUGGAUUAAUACGAGUUAUCGUAGUGUAACUUCUGUGUAUUGAUGUUUUCUGUUCAUAAUCAUAAAGGAUGUCAACAUGUCAUAAAACAAUUGUAAUUUACUUAAUUUAAUGAAUGACAUGUAAUGUGUGUCCCAUAACUCAAGGUGGGUGACGGAAUUUUCGUUCUAGAUGUCUAUGGGCUCGGGUAACCACUUAACACUAGGACGACUGUGAGCUCGUGCACCCAACUGUGCAAUAAAAAUAAAAUUCGUAAAACGUUAAUGUAUCGCGAAAUUAUCAGAAACUAGCGCUCUGGAUUCCCCUGAGAUCUUACACCCGAAGUAGGGCUGCCACCUCCUUAAUUAAGUAAUAAAAUAUAUAAUGUUAUAUUUUGUACCAAGCGUGAAGUAAAUUGCCUCGGAUUUAAAAAAUAAUAGAUAUUGACACAGUAUGAAAUAUAUUAGAUACUUGUUUAUUUAUUGCAUUACAUUGCAUGCAACACAUAAUUGAGUAAACACAAUUGAAGUCCUCUUAAAUAUAUCGAACUGUUUAUGCUAAUACCUACUAAAAAAAAAACGCGAGUUUAAUUACAAAAAAAUAUGUCGUGUAUCAAUCGAAAUGUUUCUCAAAAUAAAUACGUGUCAGCCCUCGAUAUACAAUACAAAACUAAAUUUCAUUAUUGUUCAUCUGUCACGUCCAAUGCCUAAAGGGACGUACAACAAUUGGUAAACAUUUUUUUUAUUUAUUGCUUAGAUGGGUAGACGAGCUCACAGCCCACCUGGUGUUAAGUGGUUACUGGAGCUCAUAGACGUCUACGACGUAAAUGCGUCACCCACCUUGAGAUAUAAGUUCUAAGGUCUCGAGUAUAGUUACAACGGCGGCCCCAACCUUCAAGUACAUUACAUACAUUACAUAUGUAAUGUUUCGGUGCUAAUCGGUCUUGCAAAUGAGCAACUAGUUUUGAUAAUUAUGUAAAUAAAUUACCAGUAUCGUAAUAAAUCAUAACACGAGGCUACUAAUAUAACAGGGUCACAAACUGUUUGUAUAUAACGUAAUACAUAUAUAUAAUACGUUUAGGUACAUUUCAUUUUAUGUAGCAUUUACAAAUGUUGAUCACACCUGAUAAACGCUCAGAUUUAUACAUAAUAACACAGUGUAUGUAGUACAUAGAGAUAUAUGUAGUGUGUAUUUAGUGAAAUCCGUUUAUAUUGUUACGUGAUUAUAUUGUGUAUUUUUGAUGCACUGCUCGUUUAGGUAUAGCGCUGAAGGAUAUAAUGGAACUUUAUUUAGAAUUUUAAAACUAAACUUCUUAAUGUGAUCUAAAUAAAAAAAGUUUUACAACCAAUUUCUUUUACGAAAUUUAUGGCUACUUAACGAAUAAAAACAAUAAAACCAUUUUUUACGGGACGCUUAAAACAAAAAAAAUCCAGUAAUCUAGUCCUUAAUAAAGUUAGACGAAAUGAAAAUUAUAAAGCUACUUAAUAUUCUCGGAUGAAACUAAACACCGUUCUCUUUUUAAUAAUCUAAGCAUUUAUAUGUGCAUGUAAUUUAUUUACCUGUGGUACUCUCCUUAGUUGCCAAAAUAGCGAUAAAACAGCGCCGAUGCUUAUUUAGUGAAUGAUUUUUAAUAAGUUGUGUAAUGGCUUAAUGUAGUGUAAAAUGAAAGCGUUUGUCUUGCAAUCGACACAAUUACUAAUGUAACAUACGCAUUGAAAUUCAUUAAACCUAAAUCAAAAUAAAACUAUGUGAAAUUUUUAAUAAACAAAUAACAUUAUGAAGAAUUUUUAUAGCAACCUAAAAACCUGCUUUCUGUCUUCUUCAUGUCGGAUGAAUUUUGCUUCAGGGCGUGCACAAGUCGAUAUAGGUAUCUUAAAUGAAAAAGGGUUGCCAUUCUUAGAAUAUUUUACAGAUAAAUCCAUUUUGAAAAAUACAGUGAAUUGAACUGAUAUUUUCAUAUGUUAUUGUGGUAAUCGAAAACAACGAACAAGGCACGAUUUUAAUUUUAAAAUUAUCAAAAUUUCAAAUAUCUGGGGGUCCUGACUUGAAAAGAAAUGAAGCAAACUCUAAAAUAAACCAUAAAAAAAAUUAAAAUUUGCUUAAGUAGCAACAUCUUAAGGAAACCUAUGUUUUUUAAGCUAUAUUUACAAUAACUUUAUCAAAGACACAAAUCAGGACCAAUAUCAUUGUCAAUGCCAAUAUCGUAUUUACUUUUUAUCAAAUGCAGAAUGUCCGGUGCUGAACAAACAUUUCCUUAUUAGUUUUACAAUAACCUAACAAAAAUUGUGCGCGUGCAACUUGGUGCACGUGAAAGAAGUCAAACUUCUUUUGCGGUGUGUAGUAUUAUGAAUUUCUUCAUUUUUCAUCCCUAUAAAUUUCUUAGGAAAUGCUGUGUAUCAGAGAAACGACCUAGCUCGAUUUUUCUUUUCCCUCUCUCCACGGUCGAGUGGUUUGCGAGACGCUGUCUAUUAUCUCAAUCUCGCUCUUCCAAAAUUGCAUCCUUUAUCUCUAGCCGUAACGAAUCUGUCGCGCGUUAAAUUUUACUCUGAACGCGCCUAAAGAAGUUUCACUUCAAAAUAAAUGUGUCAACUUGAAAAAUUAGUGCUGAUUGUUGAAUCUAAAAUAGCGGACAGACGCCAAAAUACUACUUAAUAUAAAAUUUGAUAGUGAAGCCAAAACUGUGUAUAACUUCUUAUUUUCGAAAAUUUCUGUCUUAAAAUUAAAAUCCUGGUGUUUUACAGAUUCUAUAUUAUACAUUAUUGUCAAUUUCUUAAGGUGCUAUUUCGAUUGUAAAUAAUAUGUAGUUAAAGCCUUUUAACGUGUCUUCCUUAAACUUUAAAUAUAGAAUACAUUUUAAGAAAAGUAUUAAAUUCGUCACAGUUUGUUUUAAAUUUUAUAUCGAAAUUCAAUAACAGUUAAUACUAUUAUAUUAGUUAUUGAACAAGCAUCGAUUAUUAAGUGACAAUUGGACGUCUUCUUAAUAAACUGUUGGUUGUAACUACAAUUAAACCUAGGAUAGAAAUCAUUUUUCAACAAAAUGGCAGCAAGCUUGUACCAAGCGAAACUAGUUCAUUCGAAAUCUAAAUAUUAAAAUUGUGACUAGAUUAUAACUAACAAACGAUAAUAAAUAAUGAUGUUUAUUUUAAUAUGUGAUUCACUUAAUUUAAUUAUGAUUAAUAAUACGGACGUUAUUUACGAUAAGUAUAUUCAUUUCGUUUAUUCAUAAACUUUUAGUAAACCUAUUUUAGUUGAAAUUAUUAAAUAAAAAUUGUGUUCGAAAAUUAAAGAUUUGAAAGAAAAGAUAAAGAAAGCUCUUAACAAGGAAUUUGUUGCAUUUUGAAUGUGGAUUCGAGACGAAAUAGAAACAGCUAUGGAAUUCAAAAUCUUUUUUUUUCUUUCAAAUAAACAACAUGUGCCCACUAAACAGGUUUAAUGGUUUAUGAAUAAAACCUUCGUAAGACUUUGUAUAUUUUUAUGAAUAAAAUUUUGAUUGUAUUAUAAAUGUUUAUAAUGAUUCAGUCACAUUAUAUAAACGCGUACUUAGUUAUUUAGUUAAGUUUGAUCCGAAGUCGAGUAUUUAUGUGGUGAAAAUAAAGCAGUGUUUUAUUGAGAAUAAGAA
Messenger RNA from Bombyx mori (domestic silkworm), 10224 nucleotides. Its product is annotated as polyhomeotic-like protein 3. Gene Ontology annotation, cellular component: nucleus. The transcript has 8 exons. Gene Ontology annotation, biological process: negative regulation of DNA-templated transcription. NCBI's taxonomy places the organism in Eukaryota, Metazoa, Arthropoda, Insecta, Lepidoptera, Bombycidae. The record is from RefSeq and is a predicted model, not a curated record. Gene Ontology annotation, molecular function: chromatin binding; histone binding. The coding region runs from base 3678 to 4970 and encodes 430 amino acids.